Molecule: messenger RNA, 1269 nt
Organism: Tetrahymena thermophila SB210
Lineage: Eukaryota; Ciliophora; Oligohymenophorea; Hymenostomatida; Tetrahymenidae
Product: DnaJ domain protein
Exons: 1
Source: RefSeq, a predicted model, not a curated record
AUGAUUUUUAUAAUAUCACAAAGUUAAAAGAGCUUCAUUUUUAAUGUUUAAAACAAAUUAUAGCUGACUUUGCAAUAAGGGAUAGCUAAUUUCAUACCCAAAAAUUAGAAAUCAAAGUAUUAUUAUGUCCACAAUUCAAAAUAUAAGAAACACAGAUGUUUGCAUUAUUUUACAUCUAACAAUUACUCUCAAUAAACGCUGAACUACUACCAAUUGUUAGGAGUUUCACAGAAUGCUACUUAAGAAGAAAUCAAGAAAGCCUACUUCAAAAAAGCAAAAGAUUUGCAUCCUGAUGCAGUAGGAUAUUAAAAAGAAGAUUUGACAUCUAAAUAAUAGCAAUACUAAGAUUAACUUUAAGAUACUUUCAAACGCAUCACUGACGCCUAUAACACUUUAAAGGACCCAGAUGCUCGCUAGAAAUAUGAUUAUGACAAUUUUAUUUAUUAACAAGCUGAAGAAAUGAAUUUAAACAACACGAGAUAUCAGCAAUCAAGAGGAUUUUAUUAACAUCGUACUAAGAAUGCUUACAGUUAUGAUUGGUAUAGAGAUUAGGAUGCUCAAGAUGGAUAGAGUAAAUACACCUACGGCGAACGAGGAUUUAAUAAUGAUUAUUCUUAUAAUAGAGCUAGAUAUCAAGAAAGGUAUAGAGAAUUUUAUAGAGAUUAUGAUAAGGUUCAUAAUCCAAACAGCUACACAACUUCUGAAACAUUUAAAUCUACAUUUGAUAAAACUCCUACAUGGAGAAGAUACAAAUUUCAUUGGAUAGCUAUAUUAGGAUUAUUUAUUUUAUAUGAUUUCGUGAGAGAUGCCUAUUUAGACACUGUUAAUCAGAUGACUGAGGAAGAGUUGGAUUAAAAAAUCAAAGAGUUGAAGGAAUAAAGAGGAUUAUUUUAACAAAAGGAUGCAGAAUUAAGGAGAGAAAAUUUUAUCUUGAGUAAAUAAACUACUGUGAAUGAUCCUGUCUAUGUCUAAGAAAAGAGAAGAGCUCAGUAUGAAAAAGAGUUAGCUGAUCAAAAAGUAAAGAUAGAAGUUUCUUAUAUAGAUACUACUAACUAAAAUCCGUAUAUGGCUAAUAAAGAUAGAGUUAAAAAAUAUAAAAACUCCUAAGAAUUUUACACAGGAUAAAAUGCACUGUUAGAAUUUGCAAAAAACGAGAAAAUUAAAAUUGAAAAAACUCCAGAUGCCCUAAUGAAAUAAAAGAAAAUGGAAAAGCCUAAAAGAGUAACACUUCAAGAAAUACCUUACUUAGCUGAUGAUGAAUACAUAUGA